CUCUCUGUCCACCGGCCUCAGAUUCAGCUCUGGCUGUGUUAUGAUGGGGCUGCCCCCGCCAGGGCUAUGGCUGAAGAGGCUCUGGGUCCUCUUUCAGGUGGCCCUGCAUGUGGCCAUAGGCAAAGUGCUCCUGACGCUGUUUCCCAGGAGGGUCAAGCAGAACAUCCUGGCCAUGGGCGAGAAGACUGGCAUGACUAGGAACCCACGCUUCUCCCAUGAAAACUGGAUCCCUACCUUCUUCAGUGCCCAGUAUUUCUGGUUUAUCCUGAAGGUCCGUUGGCAGCGACUGGAGGACAUGACUGAACAAGGGGGUCUGGCCCCAAACUGCCCUGUAGUCCGCCUGUCAGGAGAGAGGUGCAGCAUCUGGGACUUCAUGCAAGGCAACAGACCGUUGGUGCUGAAUUUUGGAAGCUGCACCUGACCUUCAUUUAUUUUCAAAUUUGACCAAUUCAAGAGACUUAUUGAAGAUUUUGGUUCCAUAGCAGACUUUCUCAUCAUUUACAUCGAAGAAGCACAUGCAUCAGAUGGCUGGGCUUUUAAGAACAACGUGGACAUCAAGAGUCACCGGAAUCUCCAGGACCGCCUGCAGGCAGCCCGCCUGCUGCUGGACAGGAGCCCCCAGUGCCCUGUGGUGGUGGACACAAUGAAGGACCAGAGCAGCUCGUGCUACGCGGCUCUGCCAGAGCGGCUCUACGUGCUCCAGGAGGGCAGGAUCCUGUACAAGGGUAAACCUGGUCCUUGGAACUACAAUCCAGAGGAAGUUCGUGCUGUUCUGGAAAAGCUCCACAGUUAAUAUGGACGGACUGCCCAGUUCUAGGUGCCCAACAUGAGGGCCCCUUAAGGCUUGGUUUGACCCCCAUCCCAGCUGACAUUUACCUCUUGACCUGUGUUCCCAGUUGAAUCACUAGCCUGGAUUUUUCUGAUCCAAGCAAACAAUGGUUGCAAUGAGAAAAUGAAGCCACAAGUAAGCUGAGUAUUAAAGAAGGUAUAAUUCCAUACUGCUCCCACCAUGGAGACCGUGUUCAUUGCACAGCAUCCUAAGAAUGAGAGCAGGUACACUCUGCAUUUCCUUCUGAGCAUCCAGCCACUCUAAUAUGCCAUUCCUUAAAUGAAGUAAAUUCAUUGUACCAGAUUUGCCAUUUAAAGAAUUGGUAAUUUAAGACACUAAAUUGGCUUUUAGAACUAAGCAUGGGGAGAACUCCAGGUUUUCAAAGGAAUUCAAAGAGAAUGGGAGCAGACAGUACAGAUGGUAAUCCUUUUCUUGCCAAAACAUUUAAAACAAAGGAUGGUGGCAGUGAUGGGUGAGUUUCCACAAUAGUAUAUUUCCAGUUCUAUAGUAGAAGAGGGUGCUCACUUUACCAUCUUUUAAUAUAUUUCAUAGGCAUCUUGCUCUCCAUACCUGGGACUCUUCUUUUAUUUUCAAUUAUAACAAGUCACUUGGUAGGAGGACUGGCUUCCUAAAACCACUAUAACCUUGACCAAAUUAGACAACAGAUACUACAGAGCUGUCAUUCAGUUGUGCAGAAACUCAUAUAUGAAAUCCCGUUUCUCUGAUUUCUUCACAAGUCUCCUAAAAGGUCAUUUGCAUUAGAUUACCUCAGACUAAUGAAUAACCAUUGGUAUUGAGCUGUUUUAACUCUGCCUCUUUUCAUAUUUGUUCAUGACGGCCACAGCCUAAAGUACACACGGCUGUGACUUGAUUCGAAAGAAAAUGUUUUAAGAUGCAGCAAACUAACAUAGAAUGAUUAAAAA
Messenger RNA from Dama dama (fallow deer), 1752 nucleotides. It is a transcript of the gene DIO1, whose product is annotated as iodothyronine deiodinase 1. The transcript is spliced from 4 exons. Lineage: Eukaryota; Metazoa; Chordata; Mammalia; Artiodactyla; Cervidae. Gene Ontology annotation, molecular function: thyroxine 5'-deiodinase activity. The record is from RefSeq and is a predicted model, not a curated record.